AUGUCGGAGCCUAUUACCCGUGAGCCCGGACUUUCAACGAUCCACCCCGAAUGGGAAGCAUUCGAGAAACAGUUUCCUAUUCCUCCCCUACUCGGAUCCCCCCAGCAACUUCGCGAACUUAAAUUCCCAAAAUCCAAUAGCCCUCCUAUCGGAUUCUCUAUCAGAGAUGUUCAAGUCCCAGGCUAUCAGGGUGCUACCAACCAGCUGCGCCUUUAUACCCCGGACAAUAGCUCCGAGCCUCUUCCAAUAGUCAUAUAG
Molecule: messenger RNA, 258 nt
Organism: Fusarium musae
Lineage: Eukaryota; Fungi; Ascomycota; Sordariomycetes; Hypocreales; Nectriaceae
Exons: 2
Coding region: 1-258 (85 amino acids)
Source: RefSeq, a predicted model, not a curated record